GUGUGCCAGUGAGCCCGUAUCCCAGCAUCCUUUGCGCGUCGACGAGGCAGGGUCUGUUUCCGGAGCGCACCGAGGACACAUCAAGAAACGUCCCAAGGGUCAUCUAGACGUGCGACUGCAGCGAACGAAGAUGUCUGACACCAUCGAGGAGAAGAUCAAGAACUACAGGACGGCGCCCUUCGACGCCCGCUUCCCCAACACCAACCAGACCCGCAACUGUUUUCAGAACUACCUGGACUUCCACAGGUGCAAUAAGGCCCUGUCAGCCAAAGACCAGGAUGUGGCUCCCUGUGAUUGGUACAAGAGGGUCUAUAAGAGCCUCUGCCCUAUGAGCUGGGUUUCCAAAUGGGACGAUCAGAUAGAGAAUGGAAGUUUCCCCGGAAAGAUCUGAAAUGGGCAGCCGUCGUCGAUCAGGACGGUCCACUCCAGGGCUUUCUGUUACCUGCAGCUCAGUAGUGUGCCGAAGGACAUCGUUGUUAGUGAUGCUACUGUUAUUAACUUUAAAUAUAAACAUGCACAACGUUGCAUGUUGUGGUCCGAAGUAUUUGUCACCAUUUCGAUUGUAAACUGCUCUUCAGUAUGUUCAAUCAAUAAAUAAUGAAAAUUA
Messenger RNA from Pseudoliparis swirei, 607 nucleotides. Its product is annotated as cytochrome c oxidase subunit 6B1. Lineage: Eukaryota; Metazoa; Chordata; Actinopteri; Perciformes; Liparidae. The transcript has 4 exons. The record is from RefSeq and is a predicted model, not a curated record. Gene Ontology annotation, cellular component: mitochondrion; respiratory chain complex IV. The coding region runs from base 131 to 391 and encodes 86 amino acids.